Molecule: messenger RNA, 1947 nt
Organism: Lactuca virosa
Lineage: Eukaryota; Viridiplantae; Streptophyta; Magnoliopsida; Asterales; Asteraceae
Source: the annotation of a GenBank genome assembly
AUGCCUCGUCCAGACCAUCAAUUCCCACAUAACUCACGCCGUUCUUCUCCUCCUCUGUCGACUGCAUCUCUUCAUCUCUUGCACCUUCUUCACAACCGUCGGCGUCAUCUACCUCUGCCGUCGUCGCCUGCCCGUCGCCGAUCAGAUUCAUCUUCUUUUUCACAAAGUUUUGUAGUGGCUCUUUCCUGCAUCGAGACAUUACUCUCUUCCUUAACCUUGAUUUCUCUUGUGUUGGAUUGUUCAUUUGCGGAACUCUUCCUCGAAGAUUGUUUUCAACUUGAUUCAACUUUAGCUUUUGUAGUUCAGCCGACCAAAGCAAUGGAAACAGGCAAGAGGGACCUCGAGGAGAAUAUCGAUAAGGAAGCAGUAAAUAGCAAAAAACAAAAGGUAGAUAAGAGUGAUGUGGCUGAGGAAAGUAGUGAUGAAGAGCCACAAGCUGUGAAAAAACCCCAAGAUACUCGAUCAAAAACUUUGAGUAUGGCCAACCUAAGCCCAGAAAUUCGACAAGUGGAUGUAACUAAUUUCUUCAACUCUGUUGGUAAAAUUGUUGAAGUCCGCUUUGUCAUCAAGAGAGAUGGUCAAUUUGCAAAUUAUGCGUAUGUGGAGUUUGCAACUCCUGAGGCAGCUCAAGAGGCUCAUAAACUUAGCAACACACAGUUACAUGACCGCCCCGUGAUACUUCACUUAGCAGAGGAGGCGUGUGCAUUCCCUCCUCUGGGCAGGGGGGGGGGAAAUGUGCAGUCUUACCUAGAGGCUCACGAAAAAACGGUUUUUGUAAAAGGAUUUGGUGUUGAUGCUGGUUUUGACAAUGUUCGGCUUUCCCUUGAAAAACACUUUAGGCAAUGUGGAAUGCUUGUAGAAAUGAUGAUUCCAGAAUUUUAUAAAUCUGACGAUGGUGUUAAAAAAGGGGAUGCUUUCAUUUACUUUUCUAGUAGGGAUGAAGUUAUGAAAGCGUUAGAACUCAAUGGGUCUGAUGUUGGAGGAUGUAAAAUUACUGUUGAGAAAGCUAAGCCAGGAUCUGUAGAAAAUUAUGAUGACAGUAGCUCUGAAAAAGAGGAUGGUGAUGUUGAAAUGACUGAUACUCCAUCAUCACCUGAAGCUACUAGAUCAAAAACUUUGUUUAUGGGCUGUCUAAGCUCUAACAUUCAAGAAGCGGAUAUAAAGAUGACCAAUUUGAUGGCUACGGGUAUGUUGACUUUGCUACCUAUGAGGCAGCUCAAAAGACUAAUGGACAUAGUUCUAUUGCAGGCUAGUAAACUUAACGAUGAACUAUUACUUGACAUCCCUGUGAGACUCGAGUUAGUAGCGAAGACGGGUACAUUCACUUCGGGCCGUGUGGGAAAUGAAUGGUCUUUCCAAAAGGAUGGAGAAGACACAUUAUUUGUAAGUGGAUUUCCCGGUGAUAAUGAGAAGUUUGACAAUCUUAGGCUUAACCUUAUGAAGCAUUUUGGGGACUCUUCUCUGAUAUCACGGAUAGAUUUUUUUAAUUUUUAUGAAGGCGACGGUGUUAAAAAAGUGGAUUGUUUCAUUAAAUUUGCUGAGAGUGUUGCCUAUAAUGAAGCAUUAACACUUAAUGGAUCUGAUGUUGAAGGAUGUACAAUUACUGUGACAAAGGCCGAGCCAAGAGUUUAUGGUGGUAGUAGUGGUGGUCCUGGUACAGGAAAGAAGACCACCUCUGUUGAUGAAUGAAAUUGAGAGUUACAGAAAAGUUUAAUUGGAUUGUUUUUUUUACUUUGUUAUGGAUGAUUAAUGUGAUGAAAAUUUGGCUUAUGUACAUUGUUCAAAGACUAUUUGUUUGAAGGUAGUUUGUUGAAAUGUUAUGUAAUAUUUUUCAGGAUAUGAUUGAACCGGACAUUGUCUAAACAAUGUGGUGUUUAGAAUUUUGUAUGGGUCGUGCAAAAGAAAUAUUUUGUAGAAUAUAGCUAUUGAGAUAUCUAGUGUUGAAGA